Messenger RNA from Pseudoliparis swirei, 2751 nucleotides. RefSeq names its product interleukin 12B 2 (gene il12b2). The transcript has 7 exons. The record is from RefSeq and is a predicted model, not a curated record. Gene Ontology annotation, molecular function: protein binding. The coding region runs from base 812 to 1705 and encodes 297 amino acids. NCBI's taxonomy places the organism in Eukaryota, Metazoa, Chordata, Actinopteri, Perciformes, Liparidae.
UCGUGGCCAGACUGAAAAAAAAUCAUAAGGCCUCUCUUGUUCAGAGGGCCGGGCCAAAUGUGGAGGCGGGCCUUAUCCGGCCGCGGGCCUUAGUUUUAAAAUAAAUAAAUAAAUAUACACUUAUUAAUCCCCAAGGGGAAAUUAGUUCUCUGCAUUUAACCCAUCCUUAGUUAUUAAGGAGCAGUGGGCUGCGGUGAAGCACCUGGGAAGCAACUGGGGGUUCAGUGCCUUGCUCAAGGACACUUCAACUUGCAGCUAAUGGGGAGAGCGGGGAUCGAACCCACGACCUUGUGGUUGAAGGACGGCCCUCUUACCCCACUGAGCUACAGCCGCCGUUUGAGGACCACUGCUCUUGGCUGUUGAUGUCUAUCAAUAUCGCUCAUUUUGAAAAUGACGCAAGAGGGCAAUACGGAUCCGUAUCAGACCAGCGAGGAGGGCAAUACGUGGCUGGCAUGACGACCCAUUAGCCAAUCAGAACGCGUGUACUGUUGCUCUCUAAUAAUUCAUCUUUAUUCAUAAAGAAAAUGUAAGCUAGCUGUCUGAUGCUGCCAGAGGAGAUGCAGGUCGCGGACAUCAUCAUCAGUGUAUUGCUGCUUAUGCUUCAACUCUGUCAGAAUUUUUUUUUGGCAUUGGGUGCCCUUUUUUUUGGUUUGAGCACCUGCCCCCCAAAAUGUCUGUGCACGUGCCUGCAUGCAACCAUAUAAAAAUGGUGCUCGCUGGUCGGCCGGAGCAUCAAACGAUCCUCUAGUCGACAACCGCUAAACUUCUCCUCUUCUGAUUCGUUGUUCUUUUGUAGAGCGUCACUUCCAAAAUGAAGACCUCGUCACUGUGGUUGUGUGGGCUUCUCUUCAUCGGCCUCUCCGGAGCACACGGACUGAACCACUUCCCAGAAAGCUACACGGUGGCGAAGAGGAACGACUUGAAUCCGGUGACACUGACCUGCCGCUCGGAGGAGGCCCUCGGAGACGUCACGUGGAAGUUUCGCGGCGAGGCGCCGGAGGACGUCCGGCAGGUCGGCCCACACCUGUCCGCGUCGGAGGUGGACACGCCCAUGCUGGGAGAAUACAGCUGCUGGAGGGGGAAUCAAAUGUUGUCGUCCACCUACCUGCUGCUGGAGGCUGAGGAGGAAGAAGAGUCGGAUUCUCUCUCCUUCAGUUGUCGGGCGAAGUCUUACGACUGUCACUUCAGCUGCGACUGGACCCACAGUGGACAAUCGGCGGUGCGCCUCGGACUGGGUCAAGACUGCAGUGAAGGCAGGAAGUCGUGUCACUGGGUCGACGGCGAGCAGCUCGUGGGCGGGAGCUUCCACUUCCAGCUGUCCCACUCGCUCCCGCCCCACGCCGAGGAAAGCGCCAUGCUGGAGCUCACCGCCGAGGCCAUCGUCGACCUCUCCCUCGCCAGGACGACCAGAAGGUUUUACCUCCGGGACAUCGUUCAACCCGACAGCCCCCAGAUUGUGAGGUGUCAGGAAGGGGACGAAGGCCUGAGCGUGACCAUUGCACCGCCGUCCAGCUGGUCUACCCCUCACAGCUUCUUCAGCCUCGAGCACCAGAUCGAAUACGUGUUGAAGGACAAUGGCCAGACUGGACGUUCCUCGUCCGUCCUGCUGCCAAAGGGGAUCAGCAAGCUCCGUGUUCGCUCCAGAGACUCGCUGGUGCUCUCCACCUGGAGCCCCUGGACCCCCUGGAAAAAUGUAACCCACUGAUGUUUUUUUCGAAACCCACUGCUGCGUCCUUAAAUGUCCACAAUGUCUGUUUUUCUCCAUUGUGUGUCUGGCUGUCUCCCUUUUGAGACAAUCAAACACUGAUCGCCGACGCAGAACACAAACCUAUCUUUAAGCUUUAGCACAGAAGAUCAGUGUAGUUAUUUAUUUAUUAUCUUAUAUAAAUAUUUUGUAUUCAUAUAUUUAAUUUAUAUAAUAUAAAUAUAUACUAUUUAUUUAUCAGUACAUUUAAUUGUUAUGUUAUAAAAAUAAUUAUAAAUAUAUAUUUAAUUCAUAUAAUAUAAAUACAUACCAUUUAUAUAAUGUAUUUAAACUAUUUUUUUAUAUUCUUAAAAUGUAUUUAUUUAUUCCAAAUUAUACACACACAAAACACCAUUAUAAAACAUGGUUUAAAAAAAUUCUUUCCCGAGUAUGGGUUUCAAUAGGUUCACCAGAGGUUUAAAUCGGGGCACAGAAAACGGGUCUCCUUUACAUUGAAACCUAAGGAAAUCCCCCAAUGACUUCAUGUCACACACGUGUCCAGUUGAGUCCAGCGUUCUCACGAAGUGCUUCUCGGCCUCGUGUGUUUACGUACCAGUGUGUCGGUGUUUCUGUGAAUUCUGGCGGUUUGGCGCCGUGCAACAGAAAGUAAAGAGCGGCUAUUAAGAGAGCGUUGUGCUUCCUUCCUUCUUCAUUUAUGGGUCGUUGAUGUCAUGUCUACAACUACAGACUCAAAUUAGAUUCCCCCAUUGGAUACACGUUCAAUAUACAUGAAUGGGUUGGACAAAAUACUAGAAACAUAAGCUACUGAGUGUGCUGUACAUUCCUAGCAUCUCAUGAGAUGAAGAGACAUUAAGAUGCUUGUACUUUUAGUUACUCAUUACCAUUAUGUGGGUCCCAGUACUCCUGUAACAAGUAUGAUUGGGUGUCGGAUUUGAUCCUGAUGACUAGUCCCUGUUUGAAUGAAUCUAUCGGCUAAAAAGCUGUUUUUAGUUGGUAAUGAACGAGCAAUAAAAGCUUUUCCAGCAAAUAAAAGCCACAAUAAGAUA